GAGCUGGGUUCGAGCCCCAUGUUGGAGGUGUGGACGUAACAUUGUUCGGACAAGCGACUGCCUUAGCGCAUCUAUAUGCUAUGAUGGUAGAGUUGUGAAUACAGUGAAAUGCACUAACGGGCUGGUAUACUCCAUGCAAGCAAGAACAUGCAUCUGGCCGUCCGAUACUCGGUGGAAUGAUUGUGGAAAGACCCUACCACGGAAACCUUUGGAUUACUUCAGCUCCACAAAAUUGCCAACAACUCCUAUACACCAACCUACACACGCACCGACACAAUGGCCAACACAUGCACCCACGUACUGGCCAACACACGCACCUACUCCUAGGCCAACGCACGCACCUACUCGAUGGCCAACGCAUGCACCAACCUCAAAACGGAAGCAUGCAUCAACGCUAAAGUCCACGUACGCCCCAACGCCCAAACCGACGUAUUCCCCUCCAACAACGACAACACAGCAGCCUAGUACAUCAGGACCGGCACUGCCAGGAGCCUGUGGCGUGAAGGCAGAACCGUUUAUAGUAGGCGGGGAACUGGCUGAAGAGGGUGAAUGGCCUUGGCAGCUGUCCAUUAAUCACUACUUCAGCUCAACGGACACAUUUCGGCACACCUGUGGUGGGGCCCUGAUCAAUGACCAAUGGAUGCUAACGGCAGCCCACUGUGUCAGUUCGGAAGAGUUCCUAUAUAACAUCAUUGCGAAUGCCUAUAACCUCUUUCUGGUUUCUGGAAAAGAGAUUCGGGUCGGCGUGAGCAAAAUAAUUCAACACCCUGAAUAUGAAGAAAAUCCCCUUUUUUUGAACUACCCGAACGAUAUUGCCCUUGUGAAGUUCUCGGACAAAGUAGAGCUUGAUGUCGUUACGCCUAUAUGCCUGCCAGCACCAGACAUGACAUUUUCCAACCCUGAUGACUGCUGGGUUGCUGGAUGGGGAGACACGAGAGGUACCGGAGCCAAGCAGGUGCUUAACGAUCUCAAGGUUCAAUUCACAAAUAUAACGUACUGCAAGGAAGCCUGGGGACAGGACUUAAUUUUGCCAACACACAUGUGCGUUGGGGAUGGAUUGGAUGGAGCUUGCUUGGGAGAUUCAGGUGGACCGUUGAUGUGUCGCAAAGGAGGACGUUACUUUGUUGCCGGUGUGACGUCAUGGGGGCACGGGUCUUGCCAAAUUCGUGGGUAUCCGAAUGUCUACACGAGGACCAGCGAUUACACAGACUGGAUCAUCAAAACGAUCGAAUCUAAUUAACUUGGGACAGACAUUUAUACUGCGCGUGUGUUCGUUUUGUACAUUUAUUUAAGAUCACAAUUUAUUUUUGUAAAGUAUUUAUAAUAAAAAUCAGUGA
This is a messenger RNA of Liolophura sinensis, 1337 nucleotides long. RefSeq names its product chymotrypsin-like elastase family member 2A. Bases 134 to 1240 code for a protein of 368 amino acids. The transcript has 6 exons. The record is from RefSeq and is a predicted model, not a curated record. Gene Ontology annotation, biological process: proteolysis. Gene Ontology annotation, molecular function: serine-type endopeptidase activity. Lineage: Eukaryota; Metazoa; Mollusca; Polyplacophora; Chitonida; Chitonidae.